AUGUCAACUAGAAUUUCGACGACAGCUGAUGGAGAUGAGCCUUUUUUGCUCUCUACUAACGAAUCUGACGAGAGUCAAGAAGAAGAAUUAGCGCGUCUGACGGAAUUACAAAGGCGCCAAACUGAAAUGUUACGACCCGACAUUGAUAACUUUGUAGCUGAUGACGACCAUUCUGAUGCGGACGACGACUUUUCUGUAACGGCUGCACAUAACAAUAAUGAUCAGUUAAGAACAAAAAGGGUCCCUGUUCCAGAGAUGCGCUUCGCUAAACAAUUCGAGAAUUCAGUGAAUGCCUUGCAAGCAAAAGGAGCUUCCAGCUUGGCUAUCUUUUGGUCAGCUAUUCUGAUAGAUCAAAUUGUAAUGCCAUUUGUCAGUGGAUUUGGAUUCUGUAUGGCGUCGGCAGGCUGGCGAUGGUAUAGAGCAAGAGGUGUAAUUAAUGCAAGACAACCAAGGAAAGGUGGACUAUUUCGCAACAUUAAAGACUGGACAAGGUAA
Mycotypha africana is the source of this 495-nucleotide messenger RNA. RefSeq lists its product as uncharacterized. Bases 1 to 495 code for a protein of 164 amino acids. Lineage: Eukaryota; Fungi; Mucoromycota; Mucoromycetes; Mucorales; Mycotyphaceae. The transcript has a single exon. The record is from RefSeq and is a predicted model, not a curated record.